Molecule: messenger RNA, 591 nt
Organism: Rodentolepis nana
Lineage: Eukaryota; Metazoa; Platyhelminthes; Cestoda; Cyclophyllidea; Hymenolepididae
Source: the annotation of a GenBank genome assembly
AUGAAUUUAAGAACUGAGAAUCGGGAUAUUCUUUGGCUUCGUGGACUAACUGGCCUGAUGAGCAUUCUUUCAUGGGCUUACAGUUGUGGCUGCUUGGCCUACUGCAUUUACCUUCUCCUUAAAGUGGAAUUGACGAUCAUUCCCUCCUUAAAUAUUCUUGAUAUUCAGACAGGUCUAGUAAUAAUUCUGUGCAGUUCUGCACUCACAAUGGUAACUGGUAUGGCUGGAGCGUGUGGGGCCAUAACUCUACAAAAGGGUCCUCUUUUGUUGCAUUGCUGUCUGACAACUAUCGAGUGCAUUGGUUUUCUCGCUGCUGGGACACUGGCUCUUAGGAAUCGGGUGACGAUUGCAUCUCGAUUGGAAAUAGAAUUCAAUGGAAUGCUGAGGCAAUAUGUUGGAACAAACGCUCCUGACGAAAUUGUUUACAAAAUCCACACAAUUCAAUCGCUUUUGCGUUGCUGCGGUAAAAACGGCGAACAGGACUACUUACAUAUGGAGAGAUCACACCAUUGUUUCAGAGCAGUUUCACAAUAUCUUUUUUCCUUAUUCUCUGCGGCUUCUCUAAUGUCUUCGAUUCAAAAUGAUUUUUGA